AUGUCCAGAAUCACCUCUGCAUAUCACCAAAUAGACACACUUUAUCACCAUUUUCAUUUAGCUCUGUUUUGUUCUGUGUUUCCACAAAUUAAAUUCUAUCAAAAACUUAAAGAAGAUGCUUUUUUCAUUGGAGAUUUGGGUGAUAUAAUAAGUAAAUAUAAAACUUGGUGUGAGCUUCUACCCAGAAUAGAGCCCUUUUAUGCUGUGAAAUGCAAUCCUGAUCCAGUUAUUCUUCAACUAUUGGCUCAUCUUGGUACAUCAUUUGAUUGUGCCAGUAAGGAUGAAAUUGAGAGUGUGUUAAAACUUGGGGUCAGUCCAACUCGUAUUGUCUACGCAAAUCCUUGUAAGCAGAAAUCAUUUAUUCGUUAUGCUGCUAAACACAAGGUGAAAAUGAUGACAUUUGAUAAUGAAGUUGAAUUGGAUAAAAUAAAACUACUAUAUCCAGAUGCUCACCUCAUUAUCCGAAUUUUGCCACCUUCUAACUUCAAAGUACAGUGUGAUUUGGGCUUGAAAUUUGGUUGUCAUCCUAACAAGGCUAUUGAUCUUUUAGAGAAGGCAAAGUUUCUAGGACUAAAUGUGAAAGGUGUCAGUUUCCAUGUUGGUAGUGGUGCUGAAGAAGUAGAAGCAUUCUCGGCAGCUGUCAAGGAAGCUUACAAUGUAUUUCAGAUGGGACUAGAACUUGGACAUGACAUGACCAUUCUAGAUGUUGGAGGAGGAUUUCCUGGACAGAAAACUGCCCCAAUAUGUUUUGAAGAGGUUGCUAUGGUAUUAAAUGAAGCUCUGGAUGAAUAUUUUCCACCUGAGUCUGGAGUGAGAAUAAUAGCUGAACCUGGACGUUAUUUUGUGGCGUCAGCCUUUACCUUGACUGCUAACGUCAUAGCCAAACGCAUGGUCAGCAGAGAUAACAAGAAUGCAGAUGGUUGUGUUGAACAAUGUGUUGGCAAAGAUGAUGAACCAGCCUACAUGUACUAUCUUAAUGAUGGUGUUUAUGGAUCCUUCAACUGUCUUCUCUUUGAUCAUUCUCAUGUUGCUCCAUCUCUUUUGAAGACUACUCGGAAUAAGAUAGAGUUUACAUCAAGCGUCUGGGGCCCAACAUGUGAUUCCAUAGACCUGAUUUUAGAAGACUAUUUGCUACCAGAGCUUCAUGUUGGUGAAUGGAUUUAUUUUGAAGACAUGGGAGCUUACACCAUGUGUGCAUCUUCAACAUUUAAUGGCAUGCCCAAACCUAAAUGUUUCUUUUAUUGUCAAGAAGAUCAAUGGUAA
Messenger RNA from Lottia gigantea (owl limpet), 1263 nucleotides. RefSeq lists its product as hypothetical. Gene Ontology annotation, molecular function: ornithine decarboxylase activity. Lineage: Eukaryota; Metazoa; Mollusca; Gastropoda; Lottiidae. The transcript is spliced from 9 exons. The coding region runs from base 1 to 1263 and encodes 420 amino acids. Gene Ontology annotation, cellular component: cytoplasm. The record is from RefSeq and is a predicted model, not a curated record.